Messenger RNA from Aureobasidium melanogenum CBS 110374, 1419 nucleotides. RefSeq lists its product as uncharacterized. The coding region runs from base 1 to 1419 and encodes 472 amino acids. The transcript has 2 exons. The record is from RefSeq and is a predicted model, not a curated record. NCBI's taxonomy places the organism in Eukaryota, Fungi, Ascomycota, Dothideomycetes, Dothideales, Saccotheciaceae.
AUGGAUCAGGUUUUGCAAAGCUCCGAACUCCUCACUUUGAUCCUUGAUAUGAUCCACCAGAAUGAUAAGAAAUUGCGUGCCCGCCACAAAUCUUCUCUGGUACCUCUGGCACGCGUAAGUUCUCUCUGGCGGGAUGUCGCACAUCCAAUCUUAUGGGCAGCGCCAGACGUUGAAGCCCUAGCAAAAAUCAAGAGCGAGCGCCGACAGCAAUACGCAACUCAUAUUCGCAGACUAGAUUUUAGCACCCUCGAAGCCCGUGCAGAUCCAUCUUUACACACUCUGUUCGCAAAUCUACAGUUCCCGAAGAUCAAAUCGCUCGUCUUGGGUCAUUACGGACCAAUAUCCGGCGUUCUAGACCCCGGAAUAUUUCGUCCUUUGCCAAUACACAAAGAUUGGAGUAUAUCGACGUCUCAGUACUUCCACGAAACACUCGAGGAUCUGUCACUGCUUUCAUGGGACUCGAUAUGUACGAGAAGCUUUUUCGUGCACCUCGCGGAGAGAUGCCCUCAUCUCAAGAGUGUUGAGUUCUCGGCGAUCGGUACUCAGCUACUACCUGAUGAUCUACUGGACUACUUUCGCGCUAGUAGUCACCUUGAGAGUAUCCAACUUCGUCUUGGACCGGAACCGAAUAGUGCGCUGAUCACUGGUGACUUGCUGCUGCAUUUCUCGGGGUUGACCAAGCUUAAGUAUCUUCUGAUUGACAACGAGUUGAGUCGACCAGAGUUCUUCUGGGCGAUCAAAAAGCAAAACAUUAACCCCUUUCAUUGCCUAAAGCGGGUUGAUUUGAAGGCGACAUCGACGGUAAUGUCGGCAGCCGCGCAUGUGUUGCCCAACGUCGAGUAUCUCGAUCUAAUUCUUCUAAACGAUCAUGGCUCAGGCUUACAAAGUCUAUCCGUUAUGAAAAGUCUACGCCGCCUGUUCAUACGCGUGACCAGGUCGACGACACUCACUCCGGAUGUGUUGCUCGCAUUACAAGCUCUGCAUAGGCUCGAGGUAGUUUGCGUGGAAAGGUGGGUACGUGAAACUUCAAUAGAGGCACCGAAUUUCACGGAUUCCGAUUUCGACCGCAUGUUAUCUGGGCUCGGCGAACUAAGAGAGAUCGUGUUCGAGGUCGACUGGAAACCAAAGUCCUUCUCAGUAUUGUCAAGUCUCUCCAAGCAUUGCCCCAAUUUGGAGGACCUGCAAUUAUAUGGAACCUUCGAUCUACAGGCUCUUGGUGACAUACCAACGGUCAUGUUUCCGAGACUGAGAAACCUCGAUUUGAUGCAGAGAGAGAUCGACCAAGUACCUGUUCGCUUGACUCCAAUGCAGGUUGCUCGUCUCAUAGAUUAUCACGCUCCUAUGCUUGAGGAUCUAUACCUGUCGGAUGAAAGUGACGAGAGGUCGAUCACAGCGGCUUGGAGCAAAUUUCGUGCCUAA